Molecule: messenger RNA, 360 nt
Organism: Suillus paluster
Lineage: Eukaryota; Fungi; Basidiomycota; Agaricomycetes; Boletales; Suillaceae
Exons: 2
Coding region: 1-360 (119 amino acids)
Source: RefSeq, a predicted model, not a curated record
AUGGAGUCAAAGCACAUUAAGGCAGUGGAGGAACCUUGGAGGCAGUUCAGUCAAUAUAAUGCACUAGGUCAGAUGCUUCUGACUAACCAGCGUCUGGACAGGCUGGCGGCGUCAUGGGUAGAUUUCUGCACUCGUGGAAUGCUCUCAGAUACCUGUCUAACAUCUAUUCUUGCAGCACUUGAACUGUCAGCAGAUGCACCUGUGCAGGCUGAGCCCACCAGUGCAGAAGAGUAUAAUCCAAACCAACAGGAACCACCUGUUGUGCACCAAAUUGACAGCAUACCUGACAUUGAUGUCAUUGCUGACUCCGAAGAUAUUGAUGCACCAACUUCAGUACUCGCACAUGUUCAACUAGCCUGA